UAAGCCGUCACCAAAAUGAAACUGCUUGGUUCUCUUAACAAGUAACAUAAUUGGUGCUCUUGCGUGUUUGAAUUCUCUCUCUCUCUCUCUCUCUCUCUCUCUCUCUCUGUGUGUUAGUGUGCAGGCAGCCAUGGGAAGAGCUCCUUGCUGUGACAAGACUAAAGUGAAGAAAGGACCAUGGUCUCCUGAAGAAGAUGCCACUCUCAAGAACUACCUUGAGAGUCAUGGCACUGGUGGCAAUUGGAUUUCUUUGCCUCAGAAAGCCGGGCUGAGGCGUUGCGGGAAGAGUUGUCGUCUGAGAUGGCUGAAUUACCUAAGGCCAGACAUCAAACAUGGAGGUUUUACUGAAGAGGAAGACAACAUCAUUUGUACCCUCUAUACUAAAUUAGGCAGCAGAUGGUCUGUCAUAGCCUCUCACCUACAAGGAAGAACAGACAAUGAUGUGAAGAAUCACUGGAACACCAAACUCAAGAAGAAGCUUUUGGCAGCUGCUGCCAAAACCAACAAUUCAAUCCCUCUCAUCAACAACAACAACAACCCCAGUGAUUUUUAUGGCUCAUCAACACCUUCAAUGGAAUCAUAUAAUGCUCCUCCUAGUUUUCCAUCUCUUUUCAAUCAAAAUUCUCCACCAAUCUUCAUUAAUUAUGGGCUAAACAUCAAUGCCCAGAACUUGAUUCAUCACUACCCUCUUUCUGAACUUGGUGAAGCGUGUGAAUUCAAUGCAAGUGCGAAGAAAAGCAACAUUUCAGGCUUGUCUUCUUCGUUUGCGAUGGAGAGCAAUCACGAGGGAUGGUCCGGUGGAGAUGUCGGGUUUUCAAUGGAUAUGGGCAGCACUGGAUGUCCUCAAGAUGUUGUCAAUGGAGUUUGGUCGAUUCAAGACACAGUUGGUGAAUUUGGAAACUCAUAUCCAAGUUUGGUUAGCUCUUUUUAUGUUGACACUAAGCCACAAGGAGGACUACCGUAUCAAAGUGUCACAAACCAGUACUGAAAUGAGGCACACGAGUUUCUUGGUUCUCAAAUUGUUUUUUUGUUUAUCUUUUCUAACACAUUUCUAAUCAUUAAAUUAUAUAUCGAGAUUUAGGCAUUUUGAGAUUGUUAUAUAAUUUGAUGGUUGAAAAUGUAUUAGAACAUGAAAGUAAAAGAGAUUUGAGUAUGGAGAAUUGUUAGCUAAAAUGGAGGAAUAUUUGGGCUUAGUAAGAGAUUGACUACUAUUUGUUUAAGCUACUUGAUAUAUACAAUCAGCAUAUUUAUGUAAAUCAAAUUU
This is a messenger RNA of Camellia sinensis, 1264 nucleotides long. RefSeq lists its product as uncharacterized. The record is from RefSeq and is a predicted model, not a curated record. Lineage: Eukaryota; Viridiplantae; Streptophyta; Magnoliopsida; Ericales; Theaceae.